Molecule: messenger RNA, 786 nt
Organism: Phytophthora sojae
Lineage: Eukaryota; Oomycota; Peronosporomycetes; Peronosporales; Peronosporaceae
Exons: 2
Coding region: 1-786 (261 amino acids)
Cellular component (GO): axoneme
Molecular function (GO): dynein heavy chain binding
Source: RefSeq, a predicted model, not a curated record
AUGAUUCCGCCGCAGAGUUCGCUGGUGAAGUACAACAACCCGAUCCUUGUGAGCUCUAGCAAGGACAAGGCUCUGCUCAAGGGCAAGAAGCCUGCCAAGUUCGGCAACCAAGCUCCGAACGGCGAUGCCAACGGGUCGGGGGCUCCACCAGCGCCCAAGCCGACGGUUUUCACGGGCAGCAACACGCAGAGCGGGAACCCGACGGAGGACAUCCUGAACUCGAUCCUGCCGCCGAAAGAGUGGACCGAGGACGGGCAGCUCUGGGUGCAGUACGUGUCGAGCACGCCAGCCACGCGCCUGGAUGUCGUAAACCUGCAGGAGCAGCUGGACCUGAGACUGCAGCAGCGGCAGGCGAGGGAGACCGGCAUCUGCCCCGUCAGAGAGGAACUAUACGCGCAGUGCUUCGACGAAUUGAUCCGUCAGAUCACGAUCAACUGCUCGGAGCGUGGGCUGCUGCUGCUUCGGGUGCGUGAUGAGGCGCGCAUGACGAUUGCCGCGUACCAGACGCUGUACGAGUCCAGCAUUGCCUUCGGAAUGCGCAAGGCGCUCAUGGCGGAGCAGAAGAAAAUGGAGGCGGAGCAGCAGAUCCGCACCCUCGAGGGCGAGCUGCGUGACCUGACGUCGCAGAUUGAAGAGCUCAGUACACGAUGCGAAGCGGUAGCGCGACGUGAAGAGGAAAAGAAGGCGCAGGACGAGAAGAAGCACCAGGAAGAGGUGGAGCUGCUGCGAAAGAACAACGACCAGCUGAAGGCCAGUCUCGAGAGCAUGCUUGCCGCCCCCAAGUAG